AUGAUAGCUGAAGAUGAAAUGAUCCAUUACGGUUAUCGAAUAAGAUCGAGUUAUGGCAGCGUUAAUUACAUACAAUGUAUUGCUAAAAAUCGAGAACAAUGUCCAGCUCAUGGGGAAAUAAGAAAUGAAAAAAUAACGUGGAGAAAAAAUCAUAAUCAUAAUCCCAAUGUGAUGUAUGACAUCAUUAGGCAAAUGAAGAAGGAGCUUCGUGAAGCAACAGAAUUAUCUCUUCAAGAUUUACGGAGUAUUUAUAAUCAGAUAGCAUUGAUAGCCUAUUCUUCUAAACAUCCUGAUGCUGCUGCUUUUGUAACUUUUCGGAGCAUAGAAAGAUCUAUGAUGAGGUGGCGACAAGCUGUACGUCCACCAAUUCCAACUUCACUUGAAAAUUACGCACAGAUUUUGAACGAUCCAAAAUGGAAUCAUUUAACUCAAUACCCUACCGGCCGAUUGAAUGUUUCUGCAGUUAUUGGAAGAGAUUCUUCUGUUGCUGUUGUUAUUGGGGAUCCACAGUUCUUACAAACUAUAGUUGCGGAAGAAUUCUAUAUAGACGCAACAUAUAAAGUAUGUCCCAGAAAGCCUAAAUUUUAUCAGCUUUUUACCAUUAUGGCCAAAGUAAAUAAUGUAGCGAUUCCUAUCACUUGGGCAUUAAUGGAUAAGAAGACCACCUUAGCCUACGUCACUGUACUAGAACACUUUAAAUCAACUUUAGCGCAACAUCUUCAGCCCAAGAAGUUCACAGUGGACUAUGAAUCUGGCUUGGCUUCAGCUGUCUCAUUGAUCUAUCCUGAUGCUUUAAUUUGUCGGUGUUAUUUUCAUUACCUGCAGGCUUUGGUAAGAAGACUAAAAUCGUAUGGGAAAAAUUUCAUGACACAGCUUGAAAAUUGGGAAGAAGCUCAAAUUUUUGUUCGGAAAAUUGCUGGUUUGCCGUUUUUACCUGCUCAUUGUAUUUCAGAAGCUUUUGAAUGGUUAAUUAAUAAUACUACAAAUGAUUUGAAAAUAUUUUUUGAUCCUUUCAUUGAAUAUGUACUCGGCUGUACAACAAACUGCGUAUGCUUGCCAUGUUUUCACUGGAUUGCAUGUGUUCAAUGCGUUAAAACCAUAGUACAGCUUACAGAGCAAGAAAAUGCUAACUUCAGAUGCUCAAUUUGCUUUCAAGUUGUUGAGUCGUUUUUAAAACUGAAU
Molecule: messenger RNA, 1182 nt
Organism: Cotesia congregata
Lineage: Eukaryota; Metazoa; Arthropoda; Insecta; Hymenoptera; Braconidae
Source: the annotation of a GenBank genome assembly